Molecule: messenger RNA, 3039 nt
Organism: Planococcus citri (citrus mealybug)
Lineage: Eukaryota; Metazoa; Arthropoda; Insecta; Hemiptera; Pseudococcidae
Product: protein amalgam-like
Exons: 12
Coding region: 334-1734 (466 amino acids)
Biological process (GO): homophilic cell-cell adhesion
Cellular component (GO): plasma membrane
Molecular function (GO): protein binding
Source: RefSeq, a predicted model, not a curated record
CUACUACAUACAAUGGUCUCUUCGUUGCAACUCGCGCCUAAAUCGAGUUCGAAUCACUUCACUACUUCAGUUUAUUUUAUUCUUCGCAUAUUCUUCUAGAAAGUGAGUCGGUGUGGUGUGUUCAAUGACGGCGUGGUUUUAAUUUUCGCGUGUUUUUUAAAUUUUAUUUUUCGACGUUUAAUUAAUUUAUUUUGUUAAUUUUUUCGAUUAAUAUUUCGCUUGUGAAUAUUUUUCGCGAAAUUGGAAAAUUUUUUCAAAUCGAGUUUUUUCUCAUUGAAGUGUUGUUGAGUGCAAGUGUUCGGUGUGUUUGUUCGAGAAUCUAUAGAGGUGAAAAUGCGGUUCGUUUUGGGAAUUUUCCUUAUUGGAUUACUAUUUAAUUCAGGUUACGGGAAACCAGCACCAGCAGAGGAGGAAGAAGACGGGUAUUUAGCUGACGAUAAUGCACAACUGGGCAAAGGUAACCCUACUAUCUCGACACAACCGCAAGAUUUUGUUGCACAACCUGGAGAUGAAAUAGUACUGCCCUGUGUUGUUGAAAACAAUGUUGGCGAAGAUGCAGUUGUAUGGAAAUUUGGAAACAACGCGAACAACGUGACCGUGACGUUGUUUAUUGACGCACACAAGGUGGGUAGUCAUGAUGCAUAUACGGUGGAACCUAAUCACACCCUGCGUAUACGGAAUUUUCGCAAUGAACUAGCUGGAAGUUAUACGUGUGCGAUACCUCAGUCUCCGACAGCUCAGUCUCAGAUACCCGAAAAAGCCAUUACACAUGUCGUUGGACCAAAAGAAAAAGUUGUCGUUGAAGCGAUAAUUGGUAACAAAAAAUACAUUGAAAAUUUAUCAGGACUGAAUAUUACCUGCCGUGUUAAAGGAUUUCCAACUCCUAUGAUUUCUUGGUCCAAAAAAAAUUCUGAAAACUCAGUCGAGCAAGAUUUGGGUACAAAAUCCACAGUGUAUAAUAUUCGUACCGUUACUUUUUCCGAUAGCGGUAUCUAUAUUUGCAGAGCAGAUAAUGGUCAAUCAUUUGACUCGAAAUCAACUGUUGUUCAAGUCAUUACUGGAGUUGGUCCGGAAUCAUCGAAGGUGUAUCCCAGUGAUGUGGAAGGUGCCACUAAACUUUGUUGUGUUUUCGAUGCAAAUAGAAAGAUGAACUGGGUGAAAGAUGGAAAAGCGGUUCCGAAUAGCGAUCGAUUCAGCAUCGAGGAAGAGAAACAUAAAAAUUGUCUAGUUAUUAAAAAACCCAAAGAAGAAGAUCUCGGAGUAUAUACCUGCCAGUCGGAAAAGAGUUCAGAACAUGCUGAAAUCGAGUUGAAUGGUGCUCCAGGUAAACCAGUGUUACAAUCAGUUCAUGAAGAUGAUGCGAAAAAUCCAGUUGCCACGUGGUCUGUCAGCAGUUUACUACCGAUCUCAGAAUACAAAAUAUACUCAAAAAAAGUAGAAGAAAGUGAAUGGAAAGAAGUAGAACAUAAGUCACUAUCGGCCACGGAUAAAAAAAAUGAAAUCACGUACACGUUUUCAAGCCUUACAAAUGGCCAGUACAGCGUUAAAUUAGAAGUUUCUAAUAGACACGGUCCCAACGAAUCUAUAGAUAAUGCAGCCCUAGUCGUAGAUCGCUAUAAUGAACCUAACGUCAUUAUGUCAGCAAAAAUAAACAGCAACGGAGCUGAAAGUCAAUACAGAAUAUCCAGUCUAUGUGUAUUAUUUGUUAUUUUAAUGAGAUUAUGGAGCUGUUAGUGCUUAUGGUGAGUUCUCAAAACGAAUAGUGUUCCAAAGAUUUAUAAAAAUAAUGUGCGCUUUUUACCGCUUCCACGAGAAAUGAAAACUUCCUCGAUAAUUACAAAAGUCCGAAAAUAUAAUCGUUUGAGACGAAACAUUGUUUUCUGGGAGCUUAUAAGCUAAAGCGUUUAUAACAUUAAUAUUUUUUUUUCUCUUUUAUAUAUCAAAAAUUACAUAUAUAUUGUUUCACCAAAAUGUAAAUGCAUUUUCAAAUUUUAUUUUAAGUUCCUAUAUAUAUGUAAAAAAUGUAUAUUGAUUUUUGAUUUGUUAUGAUUGAUUUGUGUACAUUAUUAAAAGUAUAAUUUUUACGAUUGAUAAAAUUAUGAUUUUGAUUUUCGACCAGUUUUCUAUUUCGAUGAUAUCAUUCCGUAAUUAUAAUUGUUAUUUGUUUUCAUUUUACAUCCGCCCGUUUUUACCUUAUUUAUUUACCUAUACUUAACACAGGAGUCACAUAACUUACGUCAAUCGAAAAAUCAAAUCUUAUUUUAUUUUAUAAUCAUUAUUUUUCAAAUGCUAAGUCGAAGUCGCUAUUUUCUUUCUUUGUUAAUAAAUUUAAUUCAUGCUUAAGUACGUUUUUUUUAUUAUUUUUUUUAUUAACAUUUUUGAACCAAAUAACGAUCGUUAAUCAAAUACGAGAAGUAUUUAUCAUAUAAUUUUGUACUAGUUGUAUAAGAUAUGAUUUUAAAAUUGUUUUAAGGUGCUUUUGUAUGAUCAUCGUUGCAUUAUAGAAAUAAUUCUUUCAAAUGCAAUUUCUAUAAACUACCAGUGAAUGUGAUAAAAAAAGAGAGUAAAAUCCGGUGCAGUUUUUUUUUAUUUCAAAUUUCAAUUGUAAAUACUUACAUGAGUACUUAUUCACAUACUUUGGGUCAAAAGCAUCUUAAUUAUUAGCGUUACCUUUUUUCUAUAAUUAUAUGUAUUUUAAAAUAAAAAGCUAUGUUAUGAAUUUAGCUAGAUAUCUAGUUUGUUAUUUUAUGUGUGUAAAUGUACAAUCGAACAAUACAUUUAAAAUCUUUGUCAAGUAUUAUUAUAAAAAAUCAGCUUUGAUAUUUCAUUUUAUAUAUUUAAAUGUACCUACACCUACAGGUAUACCUAUUAUGAUGCCAUACCUAUGUAGUUUUGAAAAAAAAAAUCCCUGUCAAAAUGGUAAAUUUUUCUAGUUUACUUGUUUUCAGUGUGAUGUUGAUUAUGUAUAGGUACCUAUUUUAAUUAUCUUCGUGUUUCAUAUGUGAUCAUAAAAUCAAAUAUACGAAAUGAAAUACCAAA